AUGGUACAGGUACAUCCAGGCAAAGUUGCCUUCAUCACCGGCGCUGCCUCUGGCAUGGGCCAAGCGGUGUCCCGCGACCUGAUAAAGAAAGGAUGGACGAUCGCGGUGAUCGAUCUCGACCGCAAGACCGGCGCCGCUGCUGCCAAAGAGUACGGCGGCAUCUUCAUCCCCACCAACGUCUUUGUGUGGGAAUCCAUUCUCAGCGCCUUUGAAAGAGUGUGGGAUACAUAUGGACGCAUUGACUUUGGUAAGGAAACCAAACCGAAAUAG
Capronia epimyces CBS 606.96 is the source of this 270-nucleotide messenger RNA. RefSeq lists its product as uncharacterized. NCBI's taxonomy places the organism in Eukaryota, Fungi, Ascomycota, Eurotiomycetes, Chaetothyriales, Herpotrichiellaceae. The transcript has 2 exons. The record is from RefSeq and is a predicted model, not a curated record. Bases 1 to 270 code for a protein of 89 amino acids.